Purpureocillium takamizusanense is the source of this 1950-nucleotide messenger RNA. It is a transcript of the gene CIA1, whose product is annotated as Cytosolic iron-sulfur protein assembly protein. The coding region runs from base 192 to 1634 and encodes 480 amino acids. The transcript has a single exon. NCBI's taxonomy places the organism in Eukaryota, Fungi, Ascomycota, Sordariomycetes, Hypocreales, Ophiocordycipitaceae. The record is from RefSeq and is a predicted model, not a curated record. Gene Ontology annotation, biological process: iron-sulfur cluster assembly. Gene Ontology annotation, cellular component: cytosolic [4Fe-4S] assembly targeting complex. Gene Ontology annotation, molecular function: protein binding.
CUAAAUAAUUUAUCGACAUCAUCGCACGCAACUCUUGAUCUUGCUUAGCCCUCACGGCCACCAAAACACCAGCCGAAGUCGCUCUCAGGCUCUCGUGUCCGACUUGAUCUCCCCUGUCCACCGUCUCUCUCGUGUCCUGCCCUUCGCUGGCCACGCGAGGAGACGCUCACGAGGCGCUACAGCCACACGCAAUGGCCGCACCGCCGCCUUCGGAGCCGCGACCGUCCUCGACGCCGAGCGUCAAGAUCCUCCCGCUCCGGCCUUUCCAGCCCGACCUCCACGAGCGCGCCUGGGCUUCGGUACCGCACCCGACGCUGCCGCUCCUAGCGACCGCACAUUCCAAGAGCGCCACCGUCUUCUCCCUCGCCACCCUCUCCUCCCACAGCUCCCUCACCGGCGGCCACACCCGGUCCGUCCGCUCCGUCGCCUGGAAGCCCGGCCUGCCGCCGCACAAGCUUUGCCUCGUCACGGGAAGCUUCGACUCCACCGCGGGACUAUGGCGCUGGGACGGCGAUACGGCGGGCGAGGCUGACGGCAGCGGCACAGCGCUCGAGACGGAGGUGACGGCCCGCGGCGCGGCCAGUGUUGCUGCUGCUGCUGCGUUGGCCGGCGAUGAGCCAGACCAUUAUGUCGGUGGCGGCGGCGAUGACGACGAUGAUAGCGACCGUGGCGCUGACGGAAAGGAUUGGGAGUUCACACUCGUCCUCGAGGGCCACGAUUCGGAGAUCAAGUCGUGCGCCUUCUCCCCCUCAGGCGCCUACCUGGCGACGUGCUCGCGCGACAAGUCGGUCUGGAUAUGGGAGGAUAUUGGCACGUCAGACGACGACGACGAGUGGGAGACGGUCGCGGUGCUCAACGAGCACGAGGGUGACGUCAAGGCCGUGGCGUGGUGCCCCGACGUGCCCGGGCGCAACGCGCGCCGCCGCUUCAGCCCGGACGUGCUCGCCAGCGCGAGCUACGACAACACGCUGCGCGUCUGGCGCGAGGACGGCGACGGCGAGUGGGUGUGCGUCGCGGUGCUCGAGGGCCACGACGGCACCGUCUGGGGCGUCCAGUGGGAGCCGCGGCCCAGCCACGACCGGUUCCCCCGCCUGCUGAGCCACUCGGCCGACGGCACGAUCCGCAUCUGGACGCUCAAGGACGACGAUGACGAGGAAGAGGAUGGUAAUGGUGGCGGCGGCGGCGGCCGGAACGCGCUCGGCGGCAUCCCCAACACGAUGAGGAGGUCGCUGCGCGAGGAAUGGACCUGCACGGCCGUCCUGCCCAAAGCCCACGGCAGGGAUAUUUACUCCGUGGCAUGGAGCGGCGAGUCCGGCCUCGUCGCCAGUACGGGCAGCGACGGCAUUGUCGCGCUGUACAAGGAGGUGGAGGAAGAAGGAUCGGCGGAAUCGAACCAGAACGACGGCCAGCUGCCGGUAGCCAACGGGCAGGAGGCGAGCGGCGGCCCUUCGACCACGUCCUGGGAGCUGCUGGCGACGCAGCCAGGCGCCCACGGUCCGUACGAGGUCAACCACGUCACUUGGUGCCGGCGGUACGAUGCGGGCUCCUCGCGAAGGGGCGAGGAGGAGAUGUUGGUGACGACGGGAGACGACGGCGUGGUGCGCCCUUGGGAAGUUAGGAUACAGACAGCUUGAGGGCGGCGAUUAGCACAUGGACAAAUCAAUGGGCACAAUCUUGUUCGGCACAUAGUCGGGCACAAUGAGAACAUGGAGCGCCUCGAUUUGGAGACGUUGCCUGCCACACGGCUGAAACAAUACUUCGCUGUUUCUAAAGCACAUUAUAAUCCCAGAUAUACCUUUUACCGUACCUAAACCUCGCUAUGGGGAACAAAGGGUACAGAUACUACGGAUUGCCCUCACGAGAGGUUAUGAUACACUUGUGCUACAAAAGAGCUUUCCACAAUCAGCCCAGAUCCGGCCGAGCCGCCCUCUAAUAGAAUUUGACUGUGGC